UCUGCCAAUUGGCAACGUCGUGCAACUCUGUUUUACAGGCUUUAUUUGUGAAUCGUCCUGCUUAUUUGUUUGUUUUUUUAUUGUGCGAAAAACAAUUUAUGUAUAAUAGGGAAAAUGAGACUGAAGCGACGCAGUGAAUUUGAGUUAAAUGUUAUUACAUUAUCCAUAGUAUUGGGCGUAAUUGCGGUGUCAGUGACGCCGGCAAUUGGCGCUAAACCGCUGACCGACACCGUCUACUUGGCCGAGGGUACAUCCAUCGAUAUAACCGCGAAUAGAUACGGAUACAAUGUGCUGCGCACCUAUUGCUAUCCGGGCAAGCGGCAUUCACUGAUCAGUCUGUUUGAAUCGGUCGAAUUUCUACUCUCAAUUGGCAAUGAUGACUACACGGAAUAUGGAGGACGCACUCCCGAGGAGGUUCUCGAGCAUUACAAGGAGCAGCGUUCGAUGUUCAGCUUUACGCUCUUCUCACAGAAGCGUCAACGCGUCCAGAUGUCACCAUUUGAGCAGCAAUGCAUUGGCGUCGCCUCCAAUCAGCCCUACAAUGUCAGCCUCAAGUAUUCAAAGUUCGAUUUUUGGCGCUUUGUUCAACUUGGUCUGGGAAUGUUGAUCUUCUGGAGUGCCGGUCAGCUGGCUAAGAAUAGCGUCUUCUAUUAUCUCGCUGGAAUUGUGCUGGGCAUUUGUGCAUCGCUGUUGGUAAUCAUUGCGAUCGUAUCGAAGCUAUUUCCAAGGCGACCCAUGAUGUAUGGCGUGCUCAUCGGUGGCUGGACAAUUGGACUCUUUAUACUUAAGCAGCUGGCGGACAAUAUGCGUGUGAUACUGCUUACCUAUCGGGAGUAUGUGGUCUGGUACUUGGCCAUUACUGGACUAGUAUCGUUUUUGAUCUGCUAUCGCAUUGGACCACCAAAGAAUCCACGAUCUCAGCGCAUUAUCCAAUGGGUGCUCCAGGCAAUUGGCUGUGCAAUGGUCUACUUUAGCAGUUGGCACACUAGCGCAUGUGCCAUCCUUAUGGCGAUCAUAUUUAUUGCAUAUUACUGUCCCAACUCCGUAUUGAACUAUGCACAGAAAUUCUACAGACGUCGCUUUCCACCAAAGCGUCGUCUGCUCACCCAGGAGGAAUACUAUCAACAGGCUGUCAAUGAGACGGCACGUUCUCUUGCCGAGCUGCGUGAGUUUGUGACCAGUCCAAGUUGCCGCCAAUGGAAGACUAUGAGUUGUCUACGGGAUCCGAUGCGUUUUGCAUCAUUUGCCAACGGAGCACCGCAUUUGUAUGACGAAGAGAUCGAGGAUUAUUCACGCACCAUUGAGGAUUCCAUGGAAGGCGCCGACGAGGACGAGGCUGAGGACUAUCUUCAGUGCAACAUGUACUACCGUCCCACGGCCAGACGUAGCAAUCAACGUCAGACUGCUCCUGUUCCACCCACAUACCCAGCCCGACACUUGCCACUGGCACGACAGCAAAUCAACAACAACCGUGACGACGACGAAGAUGAUGACGAUGAUGACGACGACGAUGAAUACAUGGAGCAGGAGGAUUAAACUAUAAACACAAAUACAUACAUAAGACUCAAUAGUAUAUAAGAUUCAGCCAAGUUUAUUUCCUAGUCGAAGCCAAAUAUGAUUUCCUGUCCGAGUCAUAAAUUCUUAAGACAUUCUAGUUUAUAAUAUUCAGACAGUUCUUUUUACUGGACGUUCCACAUGGAGCAGGAUUACAUCAGAGGCCUCUGGCAAAGCUGCUCCUUGUCAGCAGAAAAAAAUACUUCACUUUUGACCAAGUUUCUGUUCAUUUGUAAAAAACUUUUUCGCCCUUUCGACCAUUUCAAUAUAAAAUUAUUAUUAUAAAUAAAUACAAAUAAAUGUAAGUAAUUCAUAUAAUUUACACUGAUCCUUUUACCUAUAUUUAUAUAACACACAAGUGGACACAAAUUUUGAUUUCUCUAUUAUUGAGCUGAUAAGAGAGCUUCGAGUUGAUCUUUGUCCUCGCAGCUCGAAAUUAUAGAUAAGACUCAUGAUUUCUUUUUAAUUCUUUGUACAUUUUCAUCCCCAGUCGAUGUUUUAAGUAUUUAUUAUGCGAGCUUCAACCAAAUUUAGUAAUAAACAUAAAACAUUCCAAGUUGUGAAAAAAUGCAACUGUACCGAUUUUUUAAGCCGUCUCGCUCUUUGUGGUGUGUCUGUGGCUAAUGCUAUCUCUUUUCCUUUUACUCUAGGCGGUGAAUUGGCAUUAGUUUAUCAU
Messenger RNA from Drosophila innubila, 2230 nucleotides. It is a transcript of the gene Nemp, whose product is annotated as nuclear envelope integral membrane protein 1. NCBI's taxonomy places the organism in Eukaryota, Metazoa, Arthropoda, Insecta, Diptera, Drosophilidae. The record is from RefSeq and is a predicted model, not a curated record. The coding region runs from base 115 to 1536 and encodes 473 amino acids. Gene Ontology annotation, cellular component: nuclear envelope. The transcript has a single exon.